GAAAGGUUCCUUAAUGAAAAGAAAAUCCUCUUAGCGUCACUUUCAAUUCGCGCCAAUGCUUAUUUUUUACUUAGUAAAAGGGAAAAAGUCAACGCGCCCCCUCCACUUUUGAAAUGGGCGAAUAUUCUAACAUUGAACCAGUCUAGAGAAGGCUCCCUCGGCACGAUUUAGUCAGCAAUUCAGUUCACCGUGAGCAAGGAAGUGUACUGGCAAGGAUUUGAGACCCCAAAACUGUUGUGUAAAUCGGUCUUAGAAAAUGUGGACUCGGGAAGAAAGUUUAUCGGUUCUAAAAGAUAAGUUUUUAGUGGAGUGGAACAUUGAUGUUACGUUGUGAUCGAUGUGGAGCCACGGUGGAAGCCGGUGUCCCGAGUUGGAAUAUUUCCCAGGGCAUAGAUAGUGGUGUCCAGGGACGGGGUGAACGGUCAUGCCUCACUUACUUGGGUUCCAGUCUGGCCAGGAGCUAGGGCUGAAGCUUCUGGUCUGGAUUUCCCUCUGGGAUUUUCUCUGUUCACAUGAGCUGAAGACGACGAGAUGGCCUCUCUAUUCCCAGAAGCCCCUGAUCCUGGCCUGGAACGCUCCCACUGAGGACUGCACCCCUCGGCAUGGCGUCCGCUUCCAGCUGGACCAAUUUGACAUUGUAGCGUCACCCAACGAGGGCUUCGUCCGCCAGAACCUUACCAUCUUCUACAAAGACCGCCUGGGGCGGUAUCCAUACUAUGAGCGCAACCGGGAGCCUGUAAACGGUGGCAUCCCACAGAGUGCCAGCCUCACUCAGCACCUGGAGAAGAUGCCCGAUGAUGUGGGCUACUACAUACGGGACCCCACAGCAAAAGGUCUUGCUGUCAUUGACUGGGAAGAGUGGCGUCCUCUUUGGAUCCGUAACUGGGAGGCGAAGGAUGUGUACCGGGAACACUCACGACGCCUGGUGGCCCAGAAGAACCCAAUUUGGUCCUCAGACCAGGUGGCCAAAGUGGCUCAGCAGGAAUUCGAGUUGUCGGCUCGCAAGUUCAUGCUGGAGACCCUACGGACGGCCAAGAGCUUGCGUCCUGGACAGCUGUGGGGCUUCUAUCUCUUUCCCGACUGCUACAACCACGACUACCGCAGCGGGCUGGAGAACUAUACGGGCCGCUGUCCAGAUGUGGAGAUGGCACGCAAUGAGCAGUUACAGUGGCUGUGGACAGAGAGCACGGCACUAUUCCCCUCCAUCUACGUGGCCCCAGCGCUCCGCUCCACACUCUCUGGACGCCAGUUCGUCCGUAACAGGGUUAAGGAGGGCAUGCGGCUGGCAUCGACGGGCAAUGGGACGGCGAGACCUGUCUUUGUGUACACACGACCCACCUAUGCCAACGAGCUGACGCUGCUAACAGAGAAUGACCUGAUCUCCACUGUUGGGGAGAGCGUAGCUUUGGGGGCCGCAGGAGUUAUCCUCUGGGGCGAUGCCACCUACGCCAGCAGCAACGCCAGCUGCUCCAGGCUUAACGUGUACUUGCGUGGUCCACUGGGUCGCUACCUUCUCAACGUGUCCACGGCAGCAGAGCAGUGCAGCAAGGCACUGUGCGGGUGGCGCGGCCGCUGCCUGCGCAGGAACACGGAGACGGACGCCUACCUGCACCUCAACCCGCUGACCCACAGCAUCCAGGAGCAGGGCGGUCGGCUGCACGUGCGGGGCCAGCUCGGAACACAGGAUCAGCUGAGGCUGCGGGAGAGCUUCCAGUGUCAGUGCUACACGGGCCACCGAGGAGAGGACUGCUCGCAGAAGGAGCCUGGACGCAACCACGCAGCCUCAGUCUGGCGUGUCUGGCUCCCCAGUUUCAUGCUCCCACUCGUACUGCUGACACUGCUGCAUUGAGACCUGUGGCUGAGUUUGGGGAGACGUGCGAAGGAUGGUUGGCCCAGAGGGCCCAGGCAAAGAGCGGCUGAUCCCUUUAUAAAGUCAGAGUUAAAGGGAGAGCGCCAUAGUGCGCCUAACCACAUGUGACUCUGGAGUCAUUCCAACCCAAAGAUCUGAUCACCCAAAGGAUGGAUAUACCUUGUGAAAAUCUGUGUGUAUGUGCAAUUAUUACAUUAUUUAAUAGUCAUUUAGUCUAGCUAUUUAGUCACUAAACUAAUAGUUUAGUGAGUAAAAUGUGUGGUGAUAUGAGUGUUUGUUUGUGUGCCUGUGUGUCUUUUGUUUCAGGAUGUUUUUGUGACUAUGAAAAAAAAUCCUCUUUGGGGGAUAUUCAUCUGUCCCCUCAUCUUUAUCCCAUUCCUCAUUUCCCUCACAUUCAGAUGAGCUACAGAGUGAGACAUCUCUAAAUGCAUCAGACUUGUGAAACCCCUUCACAUGUAGGAGUGGCCUCAGGCACAGGAGUCUAAACCUCAACAUUAUACCAAAGGGGCACUACACAGGAGAGAGGCUUCCAUCCAAAGGUGGCAUAGAGCCCUCUCCUUUUUGUUCACUAAAAGAAAUGUCUGACAGAUAGGUUUAAUCUGUGCAGUGCACAGUAUACUGGUGAGGGAAUAUGUUGUAUGUAUUUGUUAACAAUUGUUUUGAACAAUAUCUCUGAGCAGACCUCUUUGUGCAACUUUUCAUCUUUGUGGAGAGAAUGUCCAGCAGCAGUGACCUUAGAUCACUGAUUUUCACACAGUAUUCCGGUGUCUUUAUUUUGAAAGACACAAAAAGGAUAACACAUUUGGAAAACACUCACUGAUGUGGUCCAAUACAGGAUAAGUCUACAAAUGAGGAUAGUAGUUUGUAAAAAAUUCACAUAUAGCCUAAUGUAAAAGUACAAAUAACUAAUAUACAGUAAACCUCCACUGCUGUGUUAACUUGCCUUCAAGUUAGUCAUGGUGCCUUGAUAAUCGCAAUUGCAACAUUUACCUUGACUAAACAGGGAUAACUUUGUUGUGUGCUUUUAAACUAAACAGGUUAUGCAGGUAUCCUGCAUUUAUAUGCUGCAGCUUUGGGAAUCACCAAAACGUUUUGCUUUAAGAUCACUAAAAAUUGUUUUUCACACCAGUGUACUGCUUAGCUGUAGUACUUAAACUGAGGAAUAUCACCCAGACACAAGUAUGCAUUCCCCUUUAAGUUUAAGAUUACUUUUUCACUUAACAUCCAGUAUAAACACUGGAAGUCUUAUGUGCAAUCACAACUUACUGUUACAUACAAGUUCAACACAAGUCAUUACCUCUUUCACAAUCUGUCAUAACACAGAAUAUUCUUUUUGUGUUUUUUUCUCCUUAAAUAUUUACUAUAAAAACUUGAUAUUCAGCACACUUUUAUUGUUCUGGUUCAUUAUGAUGAGAUCAUGCCGUUGGGUUUUUAUUACCUUCCAAUGGAAGACUUAUGUUUCAUAGACUUGACUUUGUAGAUUUGAUCAGAUGUGAUUGUGUUGAUAUUCCACCACCACAGUGCUUUUGUGUCGUUGCCAAGCAGCAAAAUGUAUUCUGUGUCUUCACCUUGGAGCCUUCUCUGGUGUGUUUGAAUUGAACAAAAUAAAUGUUUAUCUUGAUGGUGUUUAUAGUAA
This is a messenger RNA of Alosa alosa (allis shad), 3506 nucleotides long. It is a transcript of the gene hyal2b, whose product is annotated as hyaluronidase 2b. Gene Ontology annotation, molecular function: hyalurononglucosaminidase activity; hyaluronoglucuronidase activity. Gene Ontology annotation, biological process: hyaluronan catabolic process; carbohydrate metabolic process. The record is from RefSeq and is a predicted model, not a curated record. The transcript is spliced from 4 exons. NCBI's taxonomy places the organism in Eukaryota, Metazoa, Chordata, Actinopteri, Clupeiformes, Clupeidae. The coding region runs from base 425 to 1849 and encodes 474 amino acids.